AGGUAGGUACCUUGUACGCUACCUAGGUAGGCAUCACAUUAGCGGGACCAACCACCUACUAGUAAUUGCGGGUGCUUUUCCGCAGUCUUUACAACAUCGCAUUAGCAUUGACGAGUCGAUCAACGGUUCGCAGAGAUUCAAUGUAGUCAUUAUGGCGCUAGAACCGAUCAUUGACGAAGAUGGUUAUGCCUCCGAAGAAGACUCCGACUUUGCGCCUGCUGGUGCGGCCGCAGAGUCUGCGUCUGGCUCGGAAUCAGAAUUGGAAUCAGAAUCCGAAGCAACAGCCGACCGACCGGUAGGCGCAAUACCAAAAAGAAAGCAAGUCGAUGCCGAUACCGUUGAGGGUGAUCUCGAAAAUUCCGGCGAUGAAACCAUAAUACGGAAAGGCCAGAAGCGACAGAAGAAAGUCAAGCAAGCUAGAGGGGGUACCGAAGAAGACGAUGCAGGUGAAGGGGGCCUCAUUAAAACAAGAAGGCAACGUGCCCUAGAGAAAGCGGACCGAAAAUCACUUGCGGUGACGGGACCAGUUACUAUAGAUGUAGAUGAUCUUUGGGCGCAGAUGACUGCCGUUCCGCUGAUACCGCAGAGGAAUGCAACGAUAUUGGACGACAACCAACAGCUUGGUCAGGGAGACGCGAGUGAUGAUGCAGCUACUGCUACGACCACCUUGAGGAAUUCCAACGGUAUCGACCCAUUGGAAAUGGUCAAGAUUAGGCGCACAUACAACUUUGCUGGAAAGGUUCACACAGAGGAGAAAUUAGUUGCUCGUGACUCGGCUGAAGCCAAACUCUACCUAGCAUCUCAAGACCCGAAGCUCGCCGGAGCCGAAGAUGAAAACGAGCAACUGAAGCGGAACCCACGGAAAGCCUUCCGGUCAACCUUUGAGCCUGCUAUCGAAGCAUUCUCUCAGCGUGCUGACUUGAAACUGGGUAUGAAUAUACGGCUAGAGCUCCGCGAACAACAGGCCAAAGCCAAGAAGCUCAAUGUCGUUGAGAAGAGCCGCAUGGACUGGGCUGGCUUUGUUGACAAAGAGGGCAUCAAAGACGAACUAGAACUUGCAGGGAAGUCAAAGGAAUCAUACGUAAAUCGGCAAGAUUUCUUGCAACGCGUUGAGGCCAAAAAAGAGGAAGAGGCAAAACGAGCAAGAAUAGCUGGCCGCGGAUGAAAGGCUUGUAGGAGACUUGGCUGCUGCUUGACCACACCCCAGCUAUCUUUGGGCUCUUGGCCAAUCAGCACAAUUUGAGGAUAUCCUCGGGGAGUGUUCAUACACAGUCCCAAGGUAUGUCUCUUGAGGUACUCUUCGAGCUCGGCAUCAGCUAGCCACUAUACAUCAGGCAGUCGUUGGAUGGGGCAAUUUAGCACAAGUAGCCGUAUUGCCAUACAUAGGUACUAUCCUGCUGUGUGGGUAGCGUUUGCUGC
This is a messenger RNA of Xylaria bambusicola, 1419 nucleotides long. Its product is annotated as bucentaur or craniofacial development-domain-containing protein. NCBI's taxonomy places the organism in Eukaryota, Fungi, Ascomycota, Sordariomycetes, Xylariales, Xylariaceae. The coding region runs from base 152 to 1165 and encodes 337 amino acids. The record is from RefSeq and is a predicted model, not a curated record. The transcript has a single exon.